AUGAAUAUCAAGGGAAUUGAAGUAUGGAUAAUAUUGGCUUUAUUCACAAGAUUUAUUAUAUGUGAAUGGGAUACUGCUUAUUCUCCUUUAUAUCCCCAUGCUUAUUUGAAAUUAUCAAAUGAUGAAUUAUUAAAGAUUUCGAAUAAUCAAGAUUUCAAGUCUGGUGAUUCAAUUAGUGAUACCAUAACACCACCAACAAAGGGAAAUUUUUCAAUUACAAUAGCUAAUGGAGAUUUAUAUGCUUUCUUUGAAGGUGAUUCUAAAAUGUCAAUAUCUAGAUAUGAUGAUAAAACUGAUAAUUGGAUCUCAAUUGAUUAUGAUACUACAUUGAAGAAAAAUACAAAUUAUGAUUAUUAUCAAGAUUGUACAGUGAUGACUUCAGCAUCCGAAGAUGAAGACGAUGAAGAAACUGGUAAAGAUUUAAUUUAUAUUUAUGGAGGUCAAUUACAAAACAAUAUAUCAACUAGAAUCUUGGAGUUUGAUCCUCAAAAAAACACAUUAAACUCAGUAAUGACUUCAAUUACACCAACUGGAUUUUAUGGAUCUUCAAAUGCUAUAUUAGAUUCUAAAGGAAUUACAAAUUUAUUAAUUGGUGGUAAAGCAUCAACAGGUUGGGUUAGUAUGUUUCAAAGUGCAACUUGGGAAUAUAAAUCAUGGUCAUUUAAAACUGUUAAAUCUUCAACUCAAGGGAUAAAUUCAAGAAUUCAUUCAUUAGUAUUACCAAUUUUUCCUAAUAAUUCAAGUAAAGCCUCAAAUGUCUUAGUCUUUGGUGGUACAUUGGGUCCAAAUUUAGCAAGUCCAUCAGUAUUAAGCUUAAAUGUAACUGAUGAUGAUGAUAAUUGGGAAUGGAAAGAUUUAAGUAAAACAACUGAUUUAAAAAUUAAAGAUUUAUUAGGUGCUGUUGUUUUCAAUUCAACAUUAUUUACUGUAACGAAAAAUUCAUCAUCUAAAAAGAGAAGCGAGGGAUAUUCAUUAAAUUUAUUUGAUACAAAAUCAUUGAAAACAAUUGAUAGUUUUAAUUCAUCAUUUAAAAAUUCAAAAUCUGAUAAAAGCGAAUCAAUUCAAUCUUCACAAAGUACAGAACAAUCAAUUGAAUCAAGUUUAACAAGUGAAUUAAGUAAAAUUUCAAGUGCUAAUAGUGAAUCAAAAACAUCAAUUUCAACUCAAACAAUAACCUCAUCAAAUGAUCAACCAAGUGGCACUAUAACUCAUAAAUCAUCAUCUUCUUCUAAAGACAAUACCAAAGUUAUAAUACCAGCAGUUAUAGUACCAAUAGUUGGUAUUACAAUAAUUUCAAUUAUAAUUUUCUUUAUAUAUAAGAAAUUUAAUAAAUCAAAUGAUCAAAAUACUGAUAAUUCAUCAAUUGAAUCAGAUUCAGAACCUGAUUUUUAUAAAGAAGUUAAUAAUUUAGAUAAUCAAUCAAUAUCAAGUUGGAAUUUAAAAAGAAAUGAAUAUGAAAAAACAAGAUAUCAACAACAAAAAUCACCAACAAGAUCACCAACUAAAUCAAAAACAACACAACGACCAUUACCAAUAAGAUCACCAACUAAAUCAUCUAUGGGUAUAAGUGAUUUUACAUUUGAUAAUACUCAUAUAGCUAAAAAAUUGAAAAGAUUAUCAUCAACAAUGUCAUCAACACCUAAAACUCCAAAUGUUAAAAGACAAUCAACUUUCCAUGAACCUUUUGCGAAUCCUGAAGAUUAUCAAGAUAAGACAGAAUUAUCACCAAUGUCAAAUUUUACAAAUAAAUCUAAAAUUUCAUUAAUUUCAUCCAAGGCAGAUACAAAUAGUUCAUUAGAAAUGGAUAGAUACCCUAGUAAUCAUGAUGAAAAAGAUGAAGAUUCUAAAAUUGAUGAAUUUUUAGGUAAUAGAGAUGUUCAAGUCUUAGUCAGUUCCAAAAGAAGAUCAAAACUUCGUAUAACAAAUCCAGAUAUUGAAUCAAUGACAUCAAUAAGUGAAGUUGAAAGUGGUUCAAUAAUAUUUGAUGAAAAACAUGGAUCUAUUUAUGAAGAUAAUUCAAAUAAAAUUGAUAAUAAUGAUGAUAUUUUCCAUGAUGAUCAUAAUAAAAGUUUUAUUGAAGAUCAAGAGAAUGAAGAUUAUGUUCGGGAGAUUCUUAAAGCUUUUGAUGACUAA
Messenger RNA from Hansenula ciferrii, 2133 nucleotides. RefSeq lists its product as uncharacterized. The record is from RefSeq and is a predicted model, not a curated record. The transcript has a single exon. Gene Ontology annotation, molecular function: protein binding. Bases 1 to 2133 code for a protein of 710 amino acids. Lineage: Eukaryota; Fungi; Ascomycota; Saccharomycetes; Phaffomycetales; Wickerhamomycetaceae.